UUCUCCAUAGACGCGCGCAGUCACUGGUUACAGCAGCGGGAGCAAACAUGCUGUAUUUGGAAGUACACUCGCUAACAGACCUUUCACACUUUCUUUCAAUCGAACCAGAUAAACAAUUGACAUAGAACCACACUACCUCCAGGGGCGGCUUCUGGGAACCCGUGCUGUGAUAUUGGAAUUACAAAGCGCCAGUAACAGCAGUGGAGUUUGUGGGGGUGCCUGGAUAAGAAGUUUGCUGCUCUGCGAUUUUUUUGUUUUGUGUUUUUCGUUUUGUGCACUGGAAUAAGACUUGGUUGUUCUGCAACCACCCCAGGGAGGUGUUUUUUUUUUCUUCUCGAAAUGGAUUCGGGACGGUUGUUGUUAACUGUAGUUUUUGCUGUUAUCAUUGGUUUCAGUUUGGAAAGCGCGCCGAACUGUGAUGAAGUUCGAAAAGUUUUCCAGCUCUUGCAGAUAGGACCUGUAAAGUCGUUGCCAGAAAUCCCCAGAGCAGGUUCAGAUCUUCAGGUCUGCAGUUCUAAAAGCCUGACCUGCUGUACCAAGAAGAUGGAGGAGAGAUACCAAGUAGCUGCACGAAACGACAUUCAACAUUUACUCCAAACAUCAAGCUCAAGUUUAAAGUUUUUAAUUUCACGAAAUGUAGCUGCAUUUCAAGAAACAUUUGAAACACUUAUCCGGCAAGCUGAGAACUACACAAAUACGUUAUUUCACACCACUUACAGAAACAUGGCUGCAGAAGCGACUGCACCAGUGAGAGAGCUCUUCACUGACGUUGGACUUUUUGUGCUGGGCUCUGAGGUCAGCAUUGAGGAGUUUAUUAACAGGUUUUUUGACAGCCUGUUCCCUUUGGUUUACAAUCACCUCAUAAACCCUGGCUUGACAGAUAUAGCACUUGACUAUGCUGAGUGCACACGGAUGGCAAGAAGAGACCUGAACCCAUUUGGAAACAUUCCCAAAUUAGCAGUUGGACAAAUAGGAAGAUCUCUGCUGCCCAGUCGUGUUUUUUUGCAGGCUUUGAACUUGGGGAUCGAAGUCAUUAACACAACAGACCAUUUGCAGUACACAAAAGAAUGCAACAGAGCCUUACUCAAGAUGCAGUACUGUCCUCAUUGCCAAAGCCUGACUCAGAGUAAACCAUGUAUGGGGUACUGUCUCAAUGUGGUAAGAGGCUGCUUGGCCAGCAUGGCAGAAAUUGACGCUCACUGGAGGGAGUAUAUAAAGUCUUUGGAAGAGCUGUCAAAUGGGAUGCAUGGUACCCAUGACAUUGAGCAAGUGCUGCUCAACCUUCAUUCGCUUGUAAAUGAUGCAGUUAUGUAUGCUCAAAUAAAUGGACCAAAGCUUUCAGUACAGGUAAAUAAAGCAUGUGGACAUCCAAACAGAAAACCAGGAUCUUCAGGUGAUCAGCUGGAGGACAGCAAACGUUAUCUCACCCUCAAGGCACCGCAGCAAGAGAGUGAAGAGACACUAGCCAGCAGAAGAAAAGAGUUCAUCAACAGUCUGCGGCUCUACAGGACGUUUUAUGGUGGGCUGGCUGAUCAGCUGUGUGUCAGUGAAUUGGCUGCUGCUGAUGGCGUAUCGUGUUGGAAUGGAGCAGAUGUAGUUAAGAGUUAUACUCUUCGAGUGGUUGGAAAUGGAAUUAACGCUCAAUCUGGAAACCCAGAGGUAAAAGUGAAAGGAACAGACCCAGUGAUAAAUCAGAUCAUUGAUAAAUUGAAGCACGUCAAUCAGUUGUUACAGGGCAAAUCGAUUCCAAAGUAUGGCAGUUUGGACAUGAUAGAGACUGGCAGUGGGGAUCUGCUGGACCAGAUCAGUGGAGACUGCGAUGAUGAAGAUGGUUGUGCUGGAUCAGGAAGUGGAGAAGUAAAGACAGAGACCAAGAUCUCCAAAUGGAUUCCAGACAAGAUGAACAUCGAUAUAAAGCGAACUCAACAGACUGAAGAUGGGGAGACUUUGGACACAUCUGGCACUGAAAUUACAGUGAAGACUAACCUUGUGACCUUUAAUUUGAUUAAUGUGGCAACACUGCUUCUCAGUUUAUGGUCCUUGUACUGCCAUUUUCACAUCUUGGAAGCAGGGUUUCUCCUCACACUACUGGCAUCUGUCUUACUGUUCCCUCUCCCAAGACUACUGACUUCCAGUCUGAAUAUAAAAUAUACUUAUUUUUGUACUUCUUGAAAGAUCCUCAGUAUUUCUAUUAGGACUUAAAGCUUCCCAUAUAUAACAUCUGCACUUAUUUGAUGAAAGCUCUUACCACACCAUAUUUGAAAUGUCCAGCUAUUUUUCUAGUUAAAGACUCACUAAAGACAUACUGAGAUUUCUGAUUAUUUUACAGUAUAAAAGCUCAAACAGAAGUCUGUUAAAAAUGUAAAUAAAAAAGAUUGCAUUAUAUGGCCUUGACCAUGCCACUAAACAAUAAACAAUGAUUUAUACAGUAGUAUAAAACAGAAAAAGAACAAGUUAAAGUGCAUAUGUUAUAUUGAAUACAUAGAGUAACUCAGCGUUAAUAAUCAAACCAUUUUAUUCUAAAAUGAACAAGAAAUGCACUGCUCAGACUUAAGGUGAACAUUGCACUUUGUAUGUUAAUGUAACACAGUGUUAUGUGAUGUAUUUCUGUGCCCUAUGAAUUCAGCAAAGUCAGACACUUGUACGUCUAUUUAAAUUUAGCAGGGCCAUCAAGUUUAAAAUCAGAAUUUCACGGAAAGGACUUCAUAACUGAAUAGCAGACGGUACAAUGUUGCUCCUGGAGGAGUAACUGUAGUUCUGAUACUACAGACCUGAUGAAAAUAGAAUUUAUGGUAGUACAUGGUUGCUGUCAAAGCUGUAUUCUAAAUUUCAUUUCAAAUUAAAUAUGAAACGAACCGUUGUUUUUGCAAAAUGUGCGGAACAUCGAAAUUAAGAUUUGCUGAAAACACUGAAACCCUAACCCUAAAAGUAACUUAAGGACACAUACAAAUGUUGCAAUAAAGAUUGUUUUUUUUUUGUUUUGUUUUUGUUUCUAAAAUGUCUUAAGGCCGCUGUAUACAGUGAAACAUGUUUUGUUAUGUUAUACACAUCAUAACCCAUACUAUAAUAUACGUAUAAAUAACCAGUUAACAAAAGUUGCCAUGUUACAUAUGUUCUAAUAGUCAUAAUAAUUCAAUGUGUUGAUAUAGUAUGUACAGCUUUGUUAUUUCUUACUUAAUAUGUAUUAAACCAAACAGUAUAUUCAA
Polyodon spathula (Mississippi paddlefish) is the source of this 3206-nucleotide messenger RNA. RefSeq names its product glypican-5-like. Lineage: Eukaryota; Metazoa; Chordata; Actinopteri; Acipenseriformes; Polyodontidae. Gene Ontology annotation, biological process: regulation of protein localization to membrane; cell migration; positive regulation of canonical Wnt signaling pathway. The coding region runs from base 340 to 2172 and encodes 610 amino acids. Gene Ontology annotation, cellular component: cell surface; extracellular region; plasma membrane. The record is from RefSeq and is a predicted model, not a curated record. The transcript is spliced from 9 exons.